AUGGCGCCGGUCCCGCCGCAGGUGGAGCGGAUCCUGUCGGAGUUUCGGCUGAAGGAGGAGGACCUGAAGAAGGUGAUGUACCGGAUGCAAAAAGAGAUGGACCGAGGGCUGAAGCUGGAGACGCACGAGGAAGCCUCCGUCAAAAUGCUGCCCACCUACGUCCGCUCCACGCCCGAGGGCUCAGAGGUCGGAGAUUUCCUGUCGCUGGACCUCGGCGGCACCAAUUUCCGCGUGAUGCUGGUGAAAGUGGGCGAGGGGGAGGAAGGGCAGUGGAAGGUGAAGACGAAGCACCAGAUGUAUUCCAUCCCGGAGGAUGCCAUGACGGGGACGGCCGAGAUGCUCUUCGACUACAUCUCCGAGUGCAUCUCCGAUUUCCUGGACAAGCACCAGAUGAAGCACAAAAAGCUGCCCCUGGGCUUCACUUUCUCCUUCCCGGUGCGGCACGAGGACAUCGACAAGGGCAUCCUCCUGAACUGGACCAAGGGCUUCAAAGCCUCCGGCGCGGAAGGGAACAACGUGGUCGGGCUCCUGAGAGACGCCAUCAAACGGCGAGGGGACUUCGAGAUGGACGUGGUGGCGAUGGUGAACGACACGGUGGCCACGAUGAUCUCCUGCUACUACGAAGAUCACCGGUGCGAGGUUGGGAUGAUUGUGGGUAAGACGGCCCCUUCCCGCAGGGACACGCGGCGG
Molecule: messenger RNA, 690 nt
Organism: Leptosomus discolor (cuckoo roller)
Lineage: Eukaryota; Metazoa; Chordata; Aves; Leptosomiformes; Leptosomidae
Source: RefSeq, a predicted model, not a curated record